This is a messenger RNA of Podospora pseudopauciseta, 539 nucleotides long. RefSeq lists its product as uncharacterized. The record is from RefSeq and is a predicted model, not a curated record. The transcript is spliced from 3 exons. The coding region runs from base 1 to 369 and encodes 122 amino acids. Lineage: Eukaryota; Fungi; Ascomycota; Sordariomycetes; Sordariales; Podosporaceae.
AUGCCUUCCAACGUCCUCGCUGCCAAGGACGUCAACAUGUCGCUUCCUACCACCAACAACAACAACACGACCCAGACCUCGACUGAUACCUGCGGCAAGCCCGAUACUAUGAGUAUGGAGUACCACCGUCAGGUCUUUCAGAACAAGAUGGCGGCACAGGAGGAGAAAACUUACAUUUCCCCCUCGGAUAACCUCAUGUCCCCUUGCACAGCCAAGCUGAGUGCCUUCCGCAGCAAGCAAGUCGGCAAAGUCAAGCCCAAAUCCCUCUUCGCCCAGGCGUCCUCUAAGAAGCUCGACGCCGCGGGCCAGAGCAGCCUGCUGUUCGGCAACAAGCCCAAGCCCGCUGCUCCUCCUGCCGGCAGCAGCUAGGCAUUGGACACGGCGAAACAUGAACACCCUUUUUCUUUUUCUCUUCGACAUGACCGUUCUCCUCCGACCAUAACGGAAACCAUUAUUUUCUGUUUGUUUGAUUACAUCGCUUCUAUUUUUUCUUUUGUCAGAGUACACACACUCCCUCUACACAAGAGGGGUGAAGGGGG